Messenger RNA from Fusarium falciforme, 4197 nucleotides. RefSeq lists its product as hypothetical. The record is from RefSeq and is a predicted model, not a curated record. The transcript is spliced from 4 exons. Bases 1 to 4197 code for a protein of 1398 amino acids. Gene Ontology annotation, molecular function: protein binding. NCBI's taxonomy places the organism in Eukaryota, Fungi, Ascomycota, Sordariomycetes, Hypocreales, Nectriaceae.
AUGGCUUAUUGGCAGGUUCAGCUGCAGCUCAACCUGGUCCUGACUAGUAUCAAAGACUCCAUGUUGGUGAAGCUGCGCGAGAACGAGGGUACGUUUUCGCCCACCCCGGCACUCACCCGUCUGCCAGAAUGGCGUAGGAGCUUGAAGAAUGACGGUGAAUCUGUUUCAAGGCUGUUGACGCUUCUCGGAGAGAAGGUUACAAUGCAGUACAUAUCACAGGCCAUGGGACCUCUAGAUUGUAUUGCCUUGGCACUGGCCCCGUUGGGUAUCAUCACCAUCAUGGUCAGCGCCAUCAGAGUUGGCGGUCCGACUGUACUCAAGGCCAUUGUGGGUCGCGCAAAGGAGAACGUCGCUGCCGCAGAACUGGAGCUCAUGUCAUCCACCUCCCAAGAGGUGUGUGAGCUCUUUAACGGCGAAAACAUCGUACGGUGCCUCGGGUCAGGCUCCGUCUGGCAAUAUAUUUGUCUCUUUCGGAAGGGUACCGGCAACGGUCAGGUCAAGUUCAUGUCGCUACAGGAUGCCACUGACGAUGGGCUUCUUAUUGAGACACAUGGCAAGACCGACAAAAAGGCUGAAGAAGAUGCCCGAAGCCCUCAAGAUCGCAACCGUGAAGGCGAGUCCACAGGCUCUGCCACUGGAAUCGCCCCGACGAAGAAAAUAACCCUGCAGAGAAUCCAGAGAAGGCUAUGGAAGUCUGGUCCGAGGGAACCAGAUACUGAGGUCUGCCUGGAGCUGGGGCCGAGCCAUACGGCCCAGGAGCCCGCCCAGGAGCCCGCCCAGAAACCUGCUACGGUCAUCGUCGUCUACGAUGAUGUACCUGAGGCCCCCAACAUCUCCAUCAACCUGCAGGAUGUUGGCAGCCAGCAGGCAAUCUGGGUCGCCGUGAUCCUUGGGUUCUUGUUGCAGACAGCUGUUUUGGGAUUUUUUUUCCUGAUACAAUUCAAUCCGAAGGUACAAACAUUCUUGAAGAUCAAGGAGUCUCUGCCACCAUAUGGUUUCUCUAUGGCACUUGGCGGCACCGUGUUCAUGGCGACUGGCAUGUUUCUCUGUGUUGACGUCGUGGAGAAAAGCACCUCGGAGAAAGUCUACCAAGCAAAUGAUCAGUUCGACAUGCGCCUCUACUGGCUUCAACAGAACCAAACUGUCAACGAUCAGGUGUUUCAGUCCUUUGCCACCUUCCCGGAUAGGUGUUGCACCCGCUUCUUGAAGUCCCGUCGCGCAGGGAAAUCCCAAGACAGGCAGACAGCCAAGAAGCUACAAACAAACACAAGUUUUGGCGUCGCGCUCGGCCUUCUAGGCUUUGUUGUACAAUUCCUCGGGUUCAGGGGUUUUCACCCAGCCGCACCGCUAGCACAGCUUCUCGCAAUCAUCAUCAUGGCUGUUUGCCGAGCCGCGGCCCGCCCUGGGUUCACAAAGAAUUUUGGAACAGGCAAGCUCCUACACGGCUUCGAGCAAGACUGGUUGACUCACGAACUGGCCCAGCACCUGGCUCAGCAGCUGCCUCAGUCUUUGGACGACGGCAACAAAAAACGGCAUGGUGUAACCCCCUGGAGAAUCGUUACUGGCAGUGACGUCGAUUAUAGGGCCUUUGAGACACUGGUCGCGUGCAAGGAAAGUCAAACGCCAAGUGAGGCGCCCGAUUCAGAAGCACAACGCCUCUUGGUAAUGCGAAAAGGCUUCUACGGAAAAGCCAAAACUCAUACCCUAUCAUCCAAAAGUGCGACUCAGCUCGCGAUUGCUAUGGAAAAGGCCCUGGGUAUAUUGUUCCCCGAUGGACCUGGGUGUCAAGGGGGCCUGGGCUUCCGGUGGGUUAUCGACGUCGCUGUGAAGGGAGCCACGCAAGCGGUAUCGAUUGAUCUGUCUUACAAGGAAGAUACUCUGCGUUGGAAGGUUGAGGCAGAUGAUUUACACGCAGUUCUGUCACUCUGGGUGCACGCGGCUUGGGCACAGAGAAACGAACCACGACCUGAAGAUGGGCAUGUUGAGGCCGAUGACGACACCUGGAUCUGCAGAGAUGUAUGCGAACCCAGCCUGAAAGCCCUGGGAGCUCGGAAUUUCACGCUCAGGCAUCAGGUGAUGAAGGAUUUGGAAACGUGGGCCACCCAAAGCCGCUAUAUAUUGACGGGGAUUAUGGAAAUAUGGAAAGCGGAGGAGGAGCAGAAGAAAGAGAAGAGGAAGAAGAAGAAAGACGAGAAGAAGAAGAAGAAAGAGAAGGGGAAGAAGAAGAAGGAGGAGGAGGAGAAGAAAGAGGAGGAGGAGGAGAAGAAGCAGCAGAAAGAGGAGGGGAAGAAGAAGAAAGAGGGCAACCGCGGGCUGGAAACCAACUGUGCCAGAGCGGUUAGUCGGCGUGUCGAGAGUCACGACUCCAUUGUCGGCCUCUACGCAUCCGAUCUUCUCUUUUCUUUUAUGUGGUCUAUGGCAAAAACCCUUCGAGUCCGCCUCGGGUGUGAGGACAAGAGGAUACAAACCAUUGGACCUCUGGAGAGGAAACCCUGGGGGAACACAGCUAUGACUGAUUUGAUCAGUGCAUUUCGUGAAGCCAGCCAUUGGUCAGAACACGAGACCUGCCUAGGUGUCAUAUCCCCGUUGAGCAUCUUGGGUAAACUGCCUAUCCAGCCCUGGUUCCAUACCAUGUCGGAGGCGAUCAUGGACGCGCGCAGAUCAAAGGACCAAGCUUUGAUUCAUGCUGCGACGAACCAAGCGGUCCAAAGGGCGAAGUCUCUGACUUUGACCUACAAGGCUGGCACCAGUGGCCUAUUCGAACGUGGUGUGGUUUGGCUGCGAGAGCAACUGCGCCCUCCCAUGUGCGUCCCUUCUGCAUUCGAAUUGGAAAAGAUAUUGAAUCCGAGGAGUUGUCCAUUCGCCAGAAACAAGCUAUUCGCCAGAAAUAAGUCGCGCUUGUCUGAUCAGCUUCGUUGGAAGCGUGCGUUCUUUGAGGAAUUGGAAAACUUGUGGGAGAUCCAACGCAACCCGAAGACAUUCACAAACCGCGUGCGGCUGCCUGCUCUUUUCGACUUUACAACCCUCCAUGGGUUGGCUGCGAGAGGAAAGCAGAUUGGCAGUGCCGCACCCGCUGAGUUGAAGGCCUUGGUCAACGUCCAGGACAUUACAGGGUGGACGCCCAUUUUUUAUGCUUGUGCUGCCAAGAACUCGGAGAUGGUCCGUCAACUUCUCGACCUGGGAGCUGACGCGACCUUGGCGGAUAUCCAUGGGUAUACAGUAGCACACCAUGCGUGCCUGUCAGGAUGCAAGGAAACGCUGACAAUCCUAGCGAGCCAGCGUGUCGACCUGGAGGCCCAAGCCAUCUAUGGGGCAAAGCCGAUACACCUGGCAGCUGGGAAAGGGCGCGGUGAUGUCAUUGCCCACCUUGACAGGCUCAAGCAGAUGUCCCCAGGUAUCGGGCGAAGGGAGGCAGUUCACCUGGACUUUGACAACCGCACUCCAAUGCACUGGGCUGCAGCCGGGGGGCACGUUCAGGCUUUGAAAGCCCUCAAGGGUGAUGUGAACUUUCAAGAUGACAGCGGCUGGUCAUCCCUUCAUAUAGCGAUCCUGGCUCGUCAGAAACACCUGGCCAGCACGCUACACCAACUAUCCGCAGAUGUGGAAAGUAGAGACUUGAAGGGUCGCACGCCUCUCAUCCUGGCAUGCGCAGAGGAAAGGUGGGAGUUUGUUGGAGUACUCGUCGACAUCUUUGCGAAGGUGGAUGCGGCUGAUUCAAAUGAUAUGACUUCUCUGCACUACCUCGUAACCAAGGGCGACGAUGCAGGCAGCGCAACCAUGAUUCCAAUUCUCACCAAGGGCUUGGAUCGCCAAGCCAUCAAGAAGCUAACCGAGUUGCGGAACCGGGACGGUCACACGCCUCUGCACCUCGCUGCUAUGGAAGGAAGAUUAAAUACCAUCAACAAGCUCCUCAAGCUGGGUGCUGAUGCCGGCCUCGCCAAUAGCCGAGGGGAGUCGCCCCUGUUUCUCGCCCUCGCCCAUGCAAAAGAAGACGAGGCCGCUUUCCAGAUUACCAUGGCUUUGGUUAGAGGUGAAGAUUCUCUUAGGGUCAAAUCGGUCGACGGCCGGAGUCUCCUUGAUGUGGCAAGGAGUAGGCAACUUUCUGACGUGGUGAACUUUCUCGAGGCUGAGAUGGAGGAAUUGGAGCGUUGGAAAUAUUGGCAUGCGCGCCCGAUGGCGGAGUGGCCUACCGCCUAG